AUGGCGGACGCGGACGUCGCGUCGCGCGAGGACGGCGCGAAGAAUUUCUCAGCGCGCGACGACGACGACGACGACGGCGACGACGACGACGGCGAGCACCGACGGCGCGCCUCGGCGGCGAGCGCGCUCGAGCGCGAAAAUUACACGCAGCUGAGGAUGGAUCAGGUGACGACGCUGCUUCGAUUCGAGGAGCCGGGACCGCUGGACGGGGAUCUCGAGUUCGAGAAGCUCGGCGCGCUGCGAGGCGCGGUGUUGAAUUUCAUCGCGGCGUUUCGGGUGUUUCGAACGUUCCUGAUCACGGCGGAGAGCGUGGUGGUGAGCGUGAUAUCGAUCGCGUCGACGCUGUUCUUCGCGCUGUACGAGGUGGGGGGACAUCGAAUGGCGGUGAAUCUGAGUUGGACGUUUGUGUCGUUUGCGAUCAUAUAUCCGCUGACGGGGUCGUUGGACAGCGCGUUUCGACGACGGGAGGAGGCGUUGAAACAGUUGGCGAUGUUUAAGACGUCUAUCAUUAGCUUUUAUCAGGCGCACAGAGAUUGGGAUUGGGGGCAGAAUGGGAGGAAGGAUUUGCCCGAGAACCACGUGUACGAAGUUCGAUGGUUGACGGUUGGGUUGGUGUGCGACGUGAGGAACUUUUUGACGGCGCCGGAAGUGACGCGAUUGGUACAUUUGAACACGAGACGGGGACGCGUGGCGUGGACGAAAGGGCGCAAGCUGCAGUGGGCGAUCGCUAGGCGCGUUAGAGAACAUUUCCAAAAGCUUUCCGUGACGACGGAGGCGUUAAAGUUCAGCGGAAUGCCCGGUAACGAGUCGUCUCGAAUUCGACAAUUCACCAAGGAGGCGCACAACGCGUGGGAACAAAUGCGCUUUCUAAAAACGUAUCGCACACCCAUGGCCACGCGAGCGUUUGCGAGGGUAUACAUUUUGAUCCAUCCAAUCUUCUGGGGGCCGUAUUACGCCCAGCUCGUGAGCGACAUUUUACACGACGAGGCGGGCGGUUACAGCGGUGCCGAAAUCUACGACGUUCCGACGUACACGUCGCGUCUCGUCGUAUUCUACGCGUGUUGCAUGUCAGUCAUCACAUCCUUGGCGAUGCUCGGACUUUUCAACGUUCGAUACAGCCUCGAAGAUCCUUUCGCGUCGACGGAACGUCACAACGAAGCCGAGGCGUCGUACGCUCGCCGAUACACUCGCGGCCAAGACCAGGUGCUCAUCAAUAAAGAGUUACGCGAGCUCGUGAACGAUCUGUGCUUAGAGUUUGACAACACGUUCGAGCCGAGCGGGGGUGGUGUACCGGCGUGCAUGUUUCCGUCGCCCAAACGAUCGCAAUUGCAAAACAUCACCCUCAAAGAGGUGUCCCACAGCGUCAUCGAACGCAAUUACAGCGGUAAAGGGCAAGCGCCGAAUCUAGAGCGCGAGGAGACGCUCCACGCGAGCGCCUCGGACGCUUACUAA
Messenger RNA from Ostreococcus lucimarinus CCE9901, 1452 nucleotides. RefSeq lists its product with no specific name. The record is from RefSeq and is a predicted model, not a curated record. Bases 1 to 1452 code for a protein of 483 amino acids. NCBI's taxonomy places the organism in Eukaryota, Viridiplantae, Chlorophyta, Mamiellophyceae, Mamiellales, Bathycoccaceae. The transcript has a single exon.